Microstroma glucosiphilum is the source of this 3130-nucleotide messenger RNA. Its product is annotated as 6-phosphofructokinase. The transcript has 2 exons. The record is from RefSeq and is a predicted model, not a curated record. Gene Ontology annotation, biological process: canonical glycolysis; fructose 6-phosphate metabolic process; fructose 1,6-bisphosphate metabolic process. Lineage: Eukaryota; Fungi; Basidiomycota; Exobasidiomycetes; Microstromatales; Microstromataceae. The coding region runs from base 266 to 2806 and encodes 846 amino acids. Gene Ontology annotation, molecular function: monosaccharide binding; ATP binding; fructose-6-phosphate binding. Gene Ontology annotation, cellular component: 6-phosphofructokinase complex; mitochondrion; cytoplasm.
GUGCGUGAAGAAAAUCUGUUGGGAUCGGAGCCAUCGAGGAUGGAAGCGAGGUCUGCAAAAGCCACUCCGCACAAUCGUGACGAGGAUCUUCUUCUUAUCUCCUUUCUCGUCUACUUUCACAGCUUCACACUCCCUUAUCCUAGACUCCACAUACACAUUCAGACACUCAUCCUGUAAACAGAAGCUUCUCAUCAGAUUGCUCGCUCCAACGAGUCAGUCCCUCUUCUCCCACCGAACGAGUCGCCCGCUGUGCCCAAACGGCGAGAUGGCUGCUCCCCAAUCCUCCUCCUCUGCCGCGGCUACGGCCCAAGCCCCUACCAAGAUCGCCGUCAUGACCUCGGGAGGUGAUUCGGCAGGUAUGAAUGCCGCCGUACGCUCCGUCGUCAAGAUGGCCAUCUUCAAGGGCUGCCACGCCUAUGUCAUCCGUGAAGGCUGGGAGGGACUUGUGAGAGGCAACGAUGAAGACCAGGGAUCCAACCCUACACCACACGAAGAGUCUCUUGACGCUGGUCCAGAGUCCCUAGCGCAGCCUCGAAGGGAGGGAAAAGCGGCCAAGAUCAAGUUUGUACCUACUUAUGGAGAAGGAGAGUUGCUCAAGGAGGGCGUCAGUGAGGCCGAGACGGUCGGUCUCAAGGGGCGCUACAUUGUCAGGGUCGGAUGGGACGAUGUCAGAGGAUGGCUCGAUGCCGGUGGUACACUCAUCGGUACGGCGAGGUGCGCCGCUUUCAGAGAACAGGCCGGUAGGCUCAAGGCAGCUCACAAUCUCAUUAAGCACGGUAUUGAUGCUCUUGCGGUGUGUGGUGGAGAUGGAAGUCUGACUGGAGCUGAUAGGUUGAGGGCAGAAUGGCCCGAGCUCAUCGGCAUGCUCAAGGACAAUGGCGACAUUACCCAGGCGCAAUUCGAAAGGUAUGCCCACCUCAAGAUUGUGGGACUUGUGGGAUCCAUCGACAACGAUCUGGCUGGAACCGAUCUCACCAUUGGAGCAGCUACUGCGCUUUCGAGGAUCUGCGAAGCUGUCGACUCCAUCUCUUCGACUGCCGCAUCGCACUCUCGAGCCUUCGUUGUGGAAGUCAUGGGCAGACAUUGCGGGUGGCUGGCACUUAUGGCUGGGGUGGCUACUGGAGCCGACUACUGUUUCAUUCCCGAGCAACCCCCUCACGGAAGCUGGGACGAUGCGAUGUGCGACGUGCUGACGAAGCACAAGAAGGCGGGCAAGAGGAAGACGAUUGUCAUUGUUGCUGAGGGAGCAAUCGACAAAGACCUCAACGCUAUCAAGGCAGAUGAUAUCAAGAAAGUGCUUGAGGAUCGACUGGGCCUAGACACUAGGGUCACCACUCUUGGUCACACACAGCGUGGUGGACGUCCAGUGGCGUCAGACCGAAUCCUGGCUACACUACAGGGUGUUGAGGCAGUCGAGGCUCUUCUCGAAGCCAAACCCGAGACUCCAUCAUAUGUCAUUACCAUUCGCGAGAAUCAAGUGACAAGGACACCCCUCAUGGAGGCUGUCAAACAGACACAACUUGUCGCCCACAAGAUUGAGACCAAGGACUUCGAUGGCGCCCUUGCUCUCCGUGAUCCUGAAUUCGAUGAGUGUCUUCGUUCCUUCUGGUAUGCUUCCAAGGUAGCCGAUGAGGAGGGCAAGCUACCGCCUGCUCAGAGGCUCACUCUUGCCAUUGUAAAUAUUGGCGCCCCAGCUGGUGGUAUGAACGCUGCGACGAGGACCUUUGUCCGCUACUGUCACGCUCGAGGUCACAAGCCUCUUGCAAUCCACAAUGGUUUCCCGGGUCUGCUCGAGGACAGCGUCACUACUCUGGACUGGCUGCGAGUCGACAAUUGGACCAUCCGGGGUGGAUCGGAGCUGGGCACGAACCGAGUCCUCCCCGAUGUUGACUUUGGUGGAGUUGCCAGCAAGCUGCAGCAACAUGGCAUUCAGGGUCUCCUGCUCGUGGGUGGUUUCGAGGCAUUCCAGGCUGUGAAGCAGAUGGAGGAGCGACGAACAGAGUAUCCUUCUUUCAGGAUGCCGAUUGCGUCUAUCCCAGCAACUCUGUCCAACAACGUGCCGCUGAAUGAGUUCUCUUUGGGCUCGGACACAUCACUGAACACGCUCGUUGAUGCAUGUGAUGCUAUCAAGCAGUCUGCUUCGGCCUCUCGCAAUCGAGUCUUCGUUGUAGAGACUCAGGGUGGGCAAUGUGGCUACCUCGCCGUGAUGGGAGCUCUCGCUGCUGGUGCCGUGCUGGUCUACACACCUGAAGUGGGCAUCAAUCUGAAGAUGCUCGGUGGCGACGUCGAGUUCCUCAAGAGGAGAUUCGCCCUUGAUGUCAAGGGCAAGAGUGAGGGACGACUGGUGAUUAGGAGCGAAAAGGCUUCGGAUGUGUACACGACAGAUUUCCUCACACGCAUGCUCAAGGAGGAAGGAGGCAAGAACUUCGACGCCAGAUCCGCCUCGCUCGGACACACCUUGCAGGGUGGAACGCCCUCUCCUCUCGACAGGACUCGUGGAACAAGGCUGGCAGUCAAGUGCUGUGAAUUUCUCGAGGAGCACGCCUGGGCAGCGGCCAAGGCUCAAUCAAAGUCAAAGUCAGCAACAAACUACGACCGCGCUGCCAAUGAGGCUUCGGCAGCUAUCAUUACAAUCAUUGGCUCGGGUGUACAAUUCACGCCGUGUGUGGAGAUGACACGGCAUGCAGACAUGAAGAAGCGGGUGGGCAAGAAGAACUGGUGGCAGCCGCACAAGGCCCUUGCUGAGCUCAUGGGAGGCAGGAGAGGUCUGGGCGUUGGUGACGAUGAUGAGGAUGACGAUGAGUGAGGUACGCAAGGGAUUUGUUCGAAGACGGUAUGGGAGUACCAAUCUCAAAAUAGAUGCUUCUCACCCACCAAACCUAUGUGCCGUACAUCUUCUCGAUGACCGGCAUCGAGCUCACGCACCUCAUCGUCGGCAUUCUUUUGAGCUAGACUGGGCAAAGCGAAAGCGGAGUCGGGUGUGGGCAGGCUACGCGAGGUCGGAGAGGCAAAGGAAAGGGCCAGUAGUCCACCACCCCCUUGCCAGCUCUGCCCCUCUUUGGCAAAGCAGAAGGCAAAGGGAGACAGAACAAUAGAGCCCCCUGUGAUGAGCCCUAUCCCUGGGCUGGCG